AUGUCGCCGAUCUCGAGUACACAUUCCUCUACGGAAACGGACCCAGACUACAAACCGGAGAUUCAGCUACGUAGCCCCACAAAGAACGAAGACAGUGUGAACUGCCACCCUUGGAAUACGCGUGGACGACGUCUAUUUCCCCAACGCCGCCCUUCACUACCAACUUCUAUAAGCCGCAAUGUGAAUGUCAAACCCGGCUCCCCACCCUUCGAAACCUCGCCUCCGAGCGAUCACUCCCCUAUCAAUCACCAAGAAUACGACAGCAACACCAGCAGUCCAGACUCCGUUGACUCCGCCACCACAGUAAAAGUCCGUAUGUCUCCUAGCCCUGACCGGCCAUUUCCAGAGACAGACUCGAGGGUUGGGGAAGUAGCCCGUGUCUGUAGGCCUUGCCUGGCUGGAUCGCUCCCUGGAUCUUGCUCAGCCGGACCGCCGAUCAUCCCUUACAAGUCAUCAAACAACAGCUUGGAGACCAGCCUUUCUGCGCCACUGUAUACCGAUACGCCUGCUCGUGGCAAUCUUCAGUGGACGUCUAUGGCACAGUUCCACAAAUCUGGGCAUCGUCUGAGACCCAGGACCCCAUCGCAACUACCGAAUGGCGAGCAAAUGACCCGUGAUUCAGACAAAUCUCAAGAUGCGCUUGUCCGUACAACUGACACGUUCAAAGGCAACUUACCAAUUGAAAUUGUUCCUUGCAAGUGGAGCCAGUCACCAGGAAUCACCCCCUACCCCGAGUUGUUACCAAUCGAAGCCCAUCAAGACUGGGGCCGAGAAGAGGAUCCUUACGUUGUUGCUAAGGACCUGAGCCGUCCUAAUGUCCCAACAGUCAAGAUCGCUACCUGGGAUUGUACGGUGAAGCUAUCAACCGUUGCCACAGUCACUGGUAAUGGAAGGCUGCAUAUCCACCAUCUGGCUCUUUUGUCGGUCAUCAUGCCAAGGGAAGAGCUCUACGCUGAGAAAGUCAGCCUCUCUUUCGUGGUCACGAAUGCGCUUCGGAACGAUCACAAAAGCAGCUUGGGGCCAGGUCAAUCCUCGUUACUGUUUAAAGAAGACGUCUCCCAGCCCGGUUUUUUCCCGCGCGAAGGGGCAGAAUUGGUGAUUGUACGCGACAGCUGUGAUCUUGAGAAGCCGCUCAAUCUGUACUUCGCUUUCACAUAUCCAUCACCUUGUCACUUUGGUAUGGCAUCGCUCCCUACUUUUCGACCCAAGGAAGGAAGAUCACUCUCAGAAGUCGUUUUUAUUGCAGAACCUCUGCCACCACUGAGUAUGAGAACCUUUAUAAGAGACCCGCUAAGCAGUUGGAAAUUGUGUCAUCAUCCCGCCAGUCAAGUCACCUGCUACGAGCGAAUCGAUCUGCCUCGACUCUACCCUGCGGGCUUUCAAGAUGACAUACAGAUGAGAAUUUUAGAGCUCGAAUCUGUUCGCUUCCUAGCGCUUGGAGAAUCAACCCUUUCCAGCGUGGUUUGGAAGCUCGACAUCACGGUUCAUGAACUCCCUGAGGAACAGUUGGAGUGCCGAAUAAGCUUUUUUCUUGAGGUCGGAGCGGCUACGGCCCUUGUGUCUUUGGUUUCUCAUGGCUGGGUGCCUCGAUACUUCAUCGUUGAUGGUCGGAUAGCAACCGAAAAGGUUGGAGGGUGCUGGGAGAACAAGGAAGGGCACAUAACAAUUUUCAAACAGGCUCACAUGGGCCCUGGUCCAAUCAUGAUAGAGACUUACUGGCAAGGACCUCCAAAAAAUGAAGAACGUGAUGGCAACAGCACCGACAAUUCUCCGCUACCUAGGGUUGCGGAUCGCAAAGUGCUUGGAGGGAGAUUGACGUGCCAAGCUAACAAAAUUGUUCUUCUAAACCACGUUGAGGAAAGAAUCCGCCCAUAUGGCCCUGAUAACGGGACUUACACCCUACUUCCAACCAUGGAUGCUGGUUAUAUGAUCCUUCUUAAACGCGUCACAAAGCCUUCCGAGCAUACUGUUUUACGUUCAGACGCUGAAGUGAAAAUGGAUCAUGGGAGAGGCUUGAGCCAUAUUGCCAAUGACGUGAAAGGGGAAGCAGCCCCGAAACGCUUACUGCAGGCUAUGUUACCGUCAUUACUCGUUCUGCUUUUGUUGGUUCCGGGUUUCCUGCUCUUUGUCGGACACGUUCGUAAGGGAAACAAUCACAAUGAGCGCACAAGUUGGAGGGAGAUGAGUCGGGACGGGGAAAGGCCCCAAACGGUCAUAGAUUGGUUGGGCUUGGACCCCUUGCAACCCGACGUUGCAGCGACGGACAAACCCAUCGAGGUAGCGAAGUGUGAGGGAUGGAGGGAUUGGGUUGAUUAUGGGAGUGGAUGGAAUGGAUGUAUCCCCUGA
Letharia columbiana is the source of this 2346-nucleotide messenger RNA. RefSeq lists its product as uncharacterized. NCBI's taxonomy places the organism in Eukaryota, Fungi, Ascomycota, Lecanoromycetes, Lecanorales, Parmeliaceae. The record is from RefSeq and is a predicted model, not a curated record. Bases 1 to 2346 code for a protein of 781 amino acids. The transcript has 4 exons.